Messenger RNA from Mercenaria mercenaria, 6455 nucleotides. RefSeq lists its product as uncharacterized. The record is from RefSeq and is a predicted model, not a curated record. The transcript is spliced from 9 exons. Gene Ontology annotation, molecular function: metal ion binding. Bases 167 to 1177 code for a protein of 336 amino acids. Lineage: Eukaryota; Metazoa; Mollusca; Bivalvia; Venerida; Veneridae.
AUUUGAUGAUAGAAUAAUCUGAACCAUAUCAAUUUGGGGAAUACCAAAACUGAUAUCAUAGGAUAUUUAAGAUAAUAUUUAGCUCAUGUCACUUUGUCACUUGUGUUAAUUUUAUUCUUUCACUUGUUUGCACCUUAAUCUGAAUAAAAGAGUCUACACAAAAUAAAUGGCGGAAUCUAACAGUUACGUAUAUCAUACUACGCAAGGCUUUGAAUGCCCUAUAUGUUUCGAUAGAUGCGACGUUCUAAAGAUCACUGACUGCAUACAUGAACUCUGUCAGACUUGUCUUCAGCAUGUAAUUGAAAGAAGUAACGAUAGCUUCACGUUUCUUUGUCCAUUUUGCCGAUGUAUAAAUCGUAAACCUGCUCAAGGUGCUUCUGCCUUCCCCAACAAAACACGGAAAAUAUGUUGCAACUGUUCAACUAAAGUGGACGUCAAUGAUGGACACACGGAAUGUUCGCACAAAAGGAGCACUGUAAAAGCAGAUGGACUUAACUGCGACAAAGGUAUAACCAACCAAGAACUAAGACCGUCAGAUUUCAGACACUUAGAAUUUGACACGAGAACAAACAACAUCGAUGUUGCACAAUCUGGUAAUGGUGGGACGGCCAGAACACUUAACUUUAGUAUAAACAUAAAUGUAGACAGUAACAGUCCACCAGCGAUUAUUCAACCCUCACCUAGAGAUUCAGUUAGAGAAUAUACGUGCCGUGGAUGCAUCCUGACGAUAAUUAUAUUUGCCUCUACGAUGCGGAAAGUUUUCGAAUCAGUUACAAGACAUUGGAUCACUGUUCCGAUAGUAUCUGUGAUGCUUCCAGUAUCGAUAAUCAGGUUUCUGGUUGGUUUGAUAGCCGUUUUAUCGUACUCCCAAAAGGAGAAGCAAAAUAUGGCAAUAUUUGUACUUGUAAAAGGAUUAUGCGGAACUAUUUUCUGGAUAGUGAUAAUUUGCAGAAAACUUGAAGUUUCUCGAUUGAGCUUUUUCACAUAUUUCCUUGGUGCGUUUAGUUUAAUCUGGCUAUUAGUUGGAAGUGCUUGGACAUUUGAAGUCCAUGAUGAGUAUGAUGGACUUGUACAAGUCAUACAGGCUGUUACUAUAAUAGACUGGAUAUUGUCUGCUUUCUUCAUGUUUAUCGUUUGUGUGAUGACAUUCUCGGUCGUGGAAAGGAAUCAUGAUUAGAUAAUUAUAUUUCAUAUAUCUUAUGUAUACUAGCUAUAUGAUACAGUGCAAAUUAUUAUAUUAUAUAACAUUAUCUAUUGAAUUAUGUUUACACAUGUGCUUAACCUUUACCACGCUGGACACGAUUGAUUCUGCCUUUGCGACAAGUGUAGACCACGUUCAGCAAGCACAUCCGUGCAGUCUGAUCAUGGUCUGAACUGUUCGGUAUCCAGUCAGUAAAUUUUCAUUAAACACCCUUUCAAAUGAUAAAUGGUACUGCCAAAAUUGGAAGAUGGACCAGUCCAUUAUAGAAAUAUAGCAUGGUAAGGGUUAAGAUUUUGUCUAUUAACCUCGAGAUUUUUAUGCUAUAUCUCUGCAAGUACAGUUCACAGUUUGAAAAGUUUGUGAUAAUGAACAAGAGGGUCAUGAUGGCCCUAUAUCGCUCAUCUGAGUGAAGUUGCUUGCUUGAACAAAUUUCUUUGCUAAAGCUUCAAAAACAAGAAAGUAGGUCAAUAGGUCAUAUUCAUGGUCACUGAAAGUCAGUUUUAAGAUUAGUGUGCAAAACUGUACAUGCCAUCCAAAUUUCAAGGCUGUAUCUUAAAAAACAACAGAAAGUAGGUCAGUAGGUCACAUUCUUAGUCACUGAGAGUCAGUUUUAAGAUCGGUGUGCAAAACUGAACAUGUCAUCCAAAUUUCAAAGUUGUAUCUUAAAAAACAAGGAAGUAGGUCGGUAGGUCAAGGUCACAGUCGGGUGACCUUUAUCACUUUGGGUCAUCAGGUAAAUAUAAUUAAACAGUCUUAGAAAUAUGAUCUGAUAAUAUCUGAAGUAAUUUUUCCUACAUAACUCAUAUAUCAAGUGACCCCUGGGGCGGGACCUCUUUUCAUCUAAGGGGCAUAAUUCGAACAAUCUUGUUAGAGAUCAACUAGGCAAUGGUACAUACAAAAUAUCAAAGGCAUAUGCCUUGAACUUUCAGACAAGGAGAUUUUUAAAACAUUUUUCUAUAUAUGUCUAUGUAAAACUAGGGAACCCCUUGGCAGGGCCUCUUUUCACCCCAUAGGAAUCAUUUGAACAAUCUUGGCAGUGGACCACAAGGCAAUGCUACAUACCAUCUAUCAAAAGCGUAGGUCUUGUGGUUUCAGACAAGAAGAUUUUUAAAGUGUUUUUUCCUAUACAAGUCUAUAUAAACCAUGUGACACCCACACCCCUGGGCGGGGCCAUAUAUCAGCCUAGGGGGAUCAUUUGAACAGUCUUGGUAGAAGACAACUAUAUGAUGCUACAUACCAAAUAUCAAAGCUCCAGGCGCUUUUGUUUUUGACAAGAAGAUUUUUCAAAAUUGUUCCCUAUAUAAGUCAAUAGAAACAAUGUGACCCCCAGGGCGGGGCCAUAUUAUAUCCUGGGGGAAUAAUUUGAGCAAUCUUUGUAGAGGCCAACUAAAUGAUGCUACAUACUAAAUAUCAAAAACAUAGGCCUUAUGGUUUUGGACAAGAAGAUUUUCAAAGUGUUUUUCCUAUGUAAAUCUAUAUAAACCACGUGACCCGCGGGGAAGACCACUAUAUGAUGCUACAUACCAAAUAUCAAAGCUCCAGGCCCUUUUGUUUUUUACAAGAAGAUUUUUCAAAAUUUUUCCCUAUAUAAGUCUAUAGAAACAAUGUGAUCCCCCAGGGCGGGGCCAUAUUAUAUCCUGGGGAAUAAUUUGAGCAAUCUUAUUAGAUUAUUCUACAUACCAAAUAUCAAAGCCCUAGGCCUUGUGGUUUUGGAGAAGAAGAUUUUUAAAGUUUUUCCUUUCGGUUACCAUGGCAACUAGAGUUCUGAACGGAAUUCAAUUCUUUGAACAAUUUUAAAGAAGACCAUCCAAGGAUCAUCCCUGUCAAGUUUUAUCAAAUUUGGGUUAAUGGUUUAAGAGGAGAUGUUGUUUUAAGAAAAGUGUGGACGGAUGGAUGGACGUACGGACGGACGCCGGACGGUCAGCGAUCACAAUAGCUCACCCUGAGCCUUUGGCUUAGGUGAGCUAAUAAUAAAACAAAACUAAAUAAAAAAGCUCAUCUCACACAUUUUGUAAAUUUAUGCAUUAUUUAAUCUAGUUUGGUCAACAAAAAUUUAUUGCAGAAUCAAUGCUAUUCAGCAGCUCAACGUGUCAAUAAAAGGCCAAUCCCUGGUAAAAGAAGUUUGAAAUAAUAUAGGACUUUAGAAUAAAGUUAGCGGCCCGAGUCAUGAAUUUUAUAUGUCAUCUUAUUAGUGUGUAUGUUUGUACGAGGGGCACAGUUUCAAAGGGUCUGUUUUAAAAGCAAAGAUAUAGUUCAUUUAACAAAAUGAAAAACUAGAGUUUAGUAUUGUACUUACUGCGCAUGAUAAGAUUUUACGAAAUUCAUUAUAGUUGUUGUAAUUAAAUUACUUUAAUUUUUCACGAUUCGAAUAGUUUUAAAUGGUCAUUUAUUCAAAUUGAAUACUGGACAGCUCAUUUCACGUCAAUUUCAAGACAAACCGAUUGAUGCUCCUCGAAGUAUGAUUAUUACAUACCAAAAGCACAAAAGCGAAAUUCAUCGAUUGGGCACAUACCUCGUCUUAGUAGUGUAGCUUCCAUAGAAGAAUUUUCGAUUUCUGAGAAAAAUCACGCACAAAAUAACCGCAUCUCCGCUUGGGCGUGAAGCUUCCUAUGAAGUUCAGCUAAAUUCCAGACAUUAGUUGCUUAGGAAAACUGCAGAUAAAAAUAGUGCUGUAGUAUGCUAAUGCUGGAUAAUCGAAAGGAAGUAUCUUGAAGGAUUCCCCGAUCGUUAAUAAAGUUUGUUCUUUCGAAUCAUCCGUUGAUACAAAUAUUCAUCAUCAGUUACUAAGGUUACUAUUACAUUCUUAUUUGGAUAUAGUUUUUUUUCCCUUGUUUACAUUGACAGAAAAUUAAAAUAUUUGUCUGUCUGUCCAAUGUGUAAGUUCAUAAUUGAUAGAUACAGCUGCGUUAACUCAUUAUGGACGCAGAUCGCAUUUAUACGUUCAUUUUAUCUCUUAUCGGGUACCGCAUGUCGUAUUUAUCCGUCAAAAGAUAACAGGCGUGUAUGCCGAGGAUCGCAUAAAUGCGCUAUCUGCCUGAUAGUACUGCAUGCCGCGUGACGUGAUUUUACGCUAGUAAGAUUACUAACGAGUGGACUGCUGUCAAAGUCAACUAAUUAAAUAUUUUACACUAAAGAUUUAUAAAACCCGGAAGCGAUCGAAACUGUCAAAAUAUUUAUUAUUUAAGCAUGUAUUUUUAAUAUACUCAUCACUAAAUAUCGCAACUACAAAGUUAUUUCUAGGUAUUUCCUGUUUGAUUUUCUCAUUCUAAUAUACUGCAGAGUCUUUCUUUUUCAUUCAGUAUUUCUAACUUUAUUAAAUAAAGCAUAAUUCUGUUCUUUUAUAAUGUCAUUUGCUUUAAAGUUCAGCGGUAAAUGAUAUUUGAAUAAAUAUAAAAUAAUGAAAUAAUGGCUGUUUUUCUAUGUCAAAUCUUUCUUGAAUAUUGCAGUUUUCCAUAUUCGUGUUACUUCAGUAGGCCUGUGAAACAAUUUUGCAAAUUAAAAUAAUAGUAAAUUAAAUAUUUUAGAAUAGAUCAUAAAUUGUAGUAUCAGAUGUAAAAAUAUCAGUUUUAUUCAUCUGAAACAGUUAUAAACAGAUGUUUGUCCCUAAUAUUAAUCAAAGAAUGCCUAGAUCUUAUCGAUUAUUGAUUAUCAGUGAAAGUCCACAGGCAUACAAAGCAGAUAAAUUGAUAAGUGGCUCAGGAAUGUAUCGGAAAAUUGAUGCCAGUAAUUAAGCGGCGAUAUGGCUGCAGGUGUUAAUGAGUUAAUUUAAUAAUAUACUCCUGUAAUAUUUCAAAACAAUUUGCACACCAGUGUCAUAAGAGCGGUAAUUUCUCAUUUCAAAAAUGCUAAUGCUAAAGAGAAAUUAUUUCUACAAAAAUGUUUCAAUAUAAAAAUGAAAUGGUACACAAAUUUUGAUAUAGCAUUGAGGUUAUUGAAAAUAGUUUGGUUUGGAUGACCUUACGUAAAACAAAUAUUCAACUUCAUCCGUCUACCUACAUGACUGUAUUUGAAAAUUUAUGUUCAUACGUGAUACUGAUAAAAAAAUCUACCAGUUACAUGAAGCAAUUAUAGUGUAGGAAAUAGCAAAGUAAUGCACUUGCCCCACAAAGACUGACUGUUGGUGAAUUUUCAAUGUCUCUUAAUUUAUUGACCUGAAUGCUACAACAUCUAGUAACGUUAACAUGUGUCCGGGAACCCACAUAAGGCAAAGAAUUUUAUCAAUUUACACUUCCUAAGAACGUACCGACAAUACAAACAGAGUUUACUGGUCCAAAACAACAGGCCAUACAAUCAGUCUUAAUCUGUAUUGUAUACGUAAGUAGAAACAUAGAUGUUGUAACAGUUUAGAAAAUGGACAGGUACUUUGUAUCUAUAAUUUGACACACCCAACCAAGGGUCUAAACUAAAAUAUUCAUUUGAUUUAAGGCCGUAAAACAAGCAGGUUUGUAUAUGUAUAUUCAAUAUUCAUUUGUAAGUAGUCGCGUUCCUUUUGGGGAUCUAAAACAAAGGCAAAAUCAACAAGAAGAUUACACCUGCCACAUAAUUUGCGCUUUCUAAUAUCUGUGCAUUUUGCUGAAUAAGGGUUUGAUUUAAACCACGUAUUUUUUUCAAUGUGUUUCGCAAUAACAGACAUGCAACAAAUAUGUAGUCUAACGAAUCUUACCUAAGGUUUGCUCGUUUGAAACAAAUAUUGUUCUACAAUGUAGUAUUUGAUUAAACGACAUUUUUGUAAAGCAACUAUGUAUCUGAAAUUUAGCUAAUGAAAAGGAUAGGGCUCUGUGCUUUAUUUUUGAUAGACUAAUUUGAAAUUACUGUUUGUUUGUUUGUUGUUUGUUUUUUUGGGUUUAACGCCGUUUUUCAACAAUAUUUUAGUCAUGUAACGGUGGGCAGUUAACCUAACCAGUAUUCCUGGAUUCUGUACCAGUACAAACCUGUUCUCCGCAAGUAACUGCCAACUGCCCACAUGAAUCAGAGGUGGAGGACUAAUGAUUCCAGACACAAUGUCGUUUUUCAAAUAGUCACGGAGAACAUACGCCCCGCCCGAGGAUCGAACUCGCGAUCCCGAGAUCCGUAGACCAACGCUCUUACCUACUGAGCUAAGCGGGCGGGCUGGUCCUAUGUUAAAUUUUCACAAUAGACUUUGCAUUUUUCAUGACAUUUUUGUUUUUGAAAGAUGUUCCACAAUGUAGAUUUAAAUUAAACUAGUUGUAGACUUACCAGUUUUAAAUCAUUGACAAAUAAAAUGUUAAAUGUC